ACCCCGUAGCCACGCGCCGCCGUGUUACCGUUGGUCGGAGCUAGUGAGACAAGCGGCAAAGAGCAAGAGAGCAAGCCGCAGAACCAUGAACAGCCAAGGAGGGGACGAGAUCGGAAAACUGUUUGUUGGUGGUCUUGAUUGGAGUACAACACAGGAAACCCUGCGUAAUUAUUUCUCUCAAUAUGGUGAAGUUGUAGAUUGCGUGAUAAUGAAAGAUAAAACCACAAAUCAGUCAAGAGGCUUUGGUUUUGUCAAAUUCAAAGAUCCCAACUGCGUAGGAACUGUGCUGGCCAGCAGACCUCAUACAUUGGAUGGUAGGAAUAUUGAUCCAAAGCCUUGUACACCUAGAGGAAUGCAACCUGAGCGGUCCCGACCAAGAGAAGGCUGGCAGCAAAAAGAAUCCAGGACUGAAAGUAGUAAAUCAAACAAGAUUUUUGUGGGAGGAAUCCCACAUAACUGUGGGGAAGCUGAACUGAGGGACUACUUCAAACGAUUUGGAGUGGUUACCGAGGUUGUCAUGAUCUAUGAUGCUGAAAAACAGAGGCCAAGAGGUUUUGGAUUUAUAACUUUCGAGGACGAACAAUCAGUGGACCAGGCUGUCAACAUGCAUUUUCACGACAUCAUGGGCAAAAAAGUUGAAGUGAAACGGGCUGAACCUCGUGAUAGUAAAAGCCAAAGUCCAGGAUCUAAUCAGUGGACUGGCAGGGCCAUGCAGAGCACAGCCAAUGGAUGGACGGGACAGGCUCCUCCUUGGCAGCAAGGAUACAGCCCACAAGGUAUGUGGAUGCCAACAGGACAAACUAUUGGCGGGUACGGGCCUCCUGCAGGCCGGGGUGCUCCUCCUCCACCAACACCCUUUACCCCUUUUCUAGUGUCUCCACCUCCAGGAGGUUUCCCCCCAACACAGGGUUUCACGACGGGAUAUGCAACACCACCCCCAUUUGGCUAUGGUUAUGGGCCGCACCCUCCUGAUCAUUUCGUCCCUUCAGGAGUACCACCUCCUCCUGGUACCCCAGGAGCAGCGCCAUUAGCGUUCCCUCCCCCAGGGCAGUCAGCUCAGGAUCUUAGCAAACCCCCUGGCGGUCAGCAAGACUUUGCCUUUAAUCAAUUUGGAAAUGCCUGCUUUGUGAAAUUGUCCGAGUGGAUUUGAGCUCUCUGUGAAGGCCAAAAAAGGUAAGAGAUGGUAGGUAGAGUUAGAUCAUCCUUCCUAAUGCUGAAGGCCUUUGGGGAGCAUGUGAAUUUGGAAAUCAGCCUGAACAUCGACAGAAGUGAUAAAGGCGAGUUUUUAGCAUUUGCAUUUUAGUGUUUUACACAGACAGUCCUACAAUAUAUGCAUUACAAGGUCCUUAAAGAGUCUGCUGAAGUAAGCAGACGUUUAAUCAUCAUCCAAUGGCUGCUAUAGUGGAUGUUGCAUUAAACUUGCAGGGGACAACAGAUUGUGAUUCUUCAGAGUUAUAAUAAGACAGCUAUCAUCUGGCUGACUAGGGAUGAUUGAAACAACAUAACUUGGUCUCUCGCAAUUAUUACCCUGUAUUGGUAUCUCCUGUUCCUCUUCCCCUUCCUAUAAAACUCUGGGCAGAGAUUUAGAAUAUGCGUCAAGGAAGAUGUUUGUUCUCCUAUGACUGGGUAGGCAACAUUUGUCACUCCAGGUAUUGUGGGCUACAUCUCCCAUAAUGCAUGUGUAGCCAUAAUGCUGUAAAGCAUCACUCAACAUCUGUAGUUCCGAAAGUUGCCUUCCCCUGUCCUCUGAAAAUGUUAUGAAAUGUAUCUUUGUACCCUUCCUGUUUAAUACAAGCAAGAUUGCCUCAGGGUCUAGAGUCAAAAAUGUUCAAGCAUCUUUUGAGGCAAUGCAGAUAUGCAUGAACUGUUGGUCAGAUGGGGAGGGGAUAAUAUUAAUACAGUGGUGUUGAAUUGCAGAGCCUCUGCUGUUGUACUACAACUUCCAUAAUUUCCUGUCAUUGGACUGCACACAUUCCCAGGCUAAUCUUCCUGUUCUUUCUCAGUCCUUACACUGACUGAUCUGUCUGUCUAAUCUAUCCUUCAAAUCUAUCUAUCCUCACUAUUAAACUAGUGUAUAUUCCAUCUAUGCCCCUCUGUACUGUAUCAGAUCUGAGUCUAUUCUCUGCUAAUACUUGCACCUCCACCUCUCACAUUAAGGAAUUCUCUAGGGUUGCACCAUUCUUAUGGAAUUGCCCUUCCUGUUCCCUUAGACUCCCCCAAUCUCUAAUCCUUGUAUAAAAAAAAAUUCCUUAAAACUCUCUUAUUCAAGAAGACAUAUCAAUUAAAAUGUUAACAUUCUUCAUUCCCUUUCCCACCCCACACCUUAUUAGCUGCAUUCACUUUCUCCAAUGUUCCGUGUAAAAAUUAAGAUCUAAUUUUAUUGUAAACUCUGCUGAAAUUAUAAGCUUGUUUGAAAAGACUCACAGCUUUUGGUUCCUGUAUUACAGCUUGUCUUGCAUCUACUUGUUUGUUAGUCCACCUGUUAAACAGCUCUCUAGAAUAUGUUUGUUGGCCCUUUAUAAAUAAAAAUUAUGAUGGGGGUUGAAAUUCAACAAAAUGUGUGUGUGUGUGUGAAGGUAUGAUUAGACAUGCCUUAAUAUGUAAAAUGUUUACAAAGUUUAUUUUAAUAACCAAGACAUUAUGUAUGCAAGGUAAGCCAAAAGUCAAAAACCACCCAAAAUACCUGGGAUAUGUUCACUGAUGAAAUUUCACCGUUAUUUCUUACCAUUAUUUAUUAAAUGGCCUACCUAGAGAAUUUUUACUGUUUGGCUAUUUUGGCCUUAAAGUCACUUUGAAUUCUAACCUUAUUGAAUAACCCUGUCUAUCUUAUACACAGGUAUGUGUGUGGGUUACUGACUUUUGACUCCAUCUGCAUAUGGGUUUAUUUACUUAUUUGUAGAUUUACAGUUAUACCCAUGUAGCUUGUAGUGAUCUCCUUUUGAGUAUUGUUUAAUAUUGGUAUGCCAUGCAAACUCAGUCUUACAGUUGCCAUCAUCUUUAGUCAGUUAUUGUUGGUGGUAAUAUUAGCACCACAACAACUGACCAGCACUGAGCUGAUACAUUUUGGUUUUAGGUUUUCAUUGUGCAUAGUGUAGUCUUUUUCAUUGCUUUAAGACUUGUUCAUUGCGUUUUUGUUUUCUUAUUGUAGGUUAUGGGCAAGAUAUGAGUGGGUUUGGACAGAGUUUCUCUGAUCUCAGUCAGCAGCCCCAAUCUUACACAUCAGGAUCCUCAGCAUCGGGAGGC
Pelobates fuscus (common spadefoot toad) is the source of this 3243-nucleotide messenger RNA. RefSeq names its product DAZ associated protein 1 (gene DAZAP1). The transcript is spliced from 12 exons. Gene Ontology annotation, cellular component: cytoplasm. NCBI's taxonomy places the organism in Eukaryota, Metazoa, Chordata, Amphibia, Anura, Pelobatidae. The record is from RefSeq and is a predicted model, not a curated record. Gene Ontology annotation, molecular function: mRNA binding. Gene Ontology annotation, biological process: regulation of translation; central nervous system development. The coding region runs from base 86 to 1150 and encodes 354 amino acids.